Molecule: messenger RNA, 1125 nt
Organism: Colletotrichum truncatum
Lineage: Eukaryota; Fungi; Ascomycota; Sordariomycetes; Glomerellales; Glomerellaceae
Product: (S)-2-hydroxy-acid oxidase
Molecular function (GO): oxidoreductase activity; FMN binding
Source: RefSeq, a predicted model, not a curated record
AUGACUGAGCGAAGUGAGCAAGACCUAAUUCUAAGCGUCGAGGACGUUAGAAUUGCCGCUGCAAAGAAACUCUCCUCGAGCGCAAGAGAGUUCUACGAUGCCGGUUCAACGGGUCAGGUUACAGUUAAAGACAACACCGCAGCAUAUUCCAAAUACCGUCUUCUUCCACGAGUUCUUGUGGACGUGUCCGAAGUUGAUACUGGUAUUACUCUGUUCGGUCAAAAAAUCGAUUUUCCACUCUGCGUCUCGCCUGCCGGAGUCCAGGCCAUGGCACACCCUGACGGUGAACUUGCAACUAGCAAGGCAUGUGCGAGACGCAAUGUUCACAUGGGCAUCUCUUCUUUCUGCAACUAUCCUGUUGAGGAAGUGAGAGCAGCCGGUCUCGAUACGGGACCGAUCCAGCACGUCAUGCAGCUCUACACAAUGAGAGAUCGCGAUGCUCAGUUACGCAUUAUCCGGCGCGCGGAAAAGGCAGGUUGCGUGGCCAUCUUCUUGACUGCUGACAGCCCGGUGCUGGGAGUUCGUUAUAAUGAGCCCCGCAACCAGUUCCGGAUUCCCGAGGGGCUUUCUCUUCCCAUGUUUGAGAGGACUUCGGAGACAAUCCGAGCUACCACUCAUGAGGACGGCUUCGACUCCAUCAACUCCAACGCUCACUCGUGGGCCAAGGAGAUUCCUUGGCUGAGGAGCGUUACCAAGAUGCAAAUUUGGAUCAAGGGGAUACUGACUGAAGAGGACGUUGAACUUGCGAUCCAGUACAAGUGUGACGGGAUCAUUGUGAGUAAUCACGGUGGUCGGCAGCUCGAUGAGACCCCAGCCACGAUCGACGUGCUCCCACACUGCGUCAAGGCGGCGAAGGGGAGAAUCCCAGUUCACAUUGACGGUGGUGUUCGUAGUGGUACUGACAUUUUUAAAGCACUGGCCCUCGGUGCUCAGUGUGUGUGGAUUGGAAGGCCGAUGAUAUGGGGACUUGCGUAUGACGGUGAGGCAGGUGUCACCAAAGUUUUGGAUAUUAUGUAUGGCGAGUUCAAGAGAUGCAUGCAGCUGUGUGGAUGUACUUCGAUUGCCGACAUUACCCCUGCAUCGCUGGGAGUUGUGCAGAAAUAUGGCCCUCUCGCGAGGCUAUAA